Molecule: messenger RNA, 2631 nt
Organism: Alternaria ethzedia
Lineage: Eukaryota; Fungi; Ascomycota; Dothideomycetes; Pleosporales; Pleosporaceae
Exons: 3
Coding region: 1-2631 (876 amino acids)
Source: RefSeq, a predicted model, not a curated record
AUGGCUCACUCCUCGGCCGCCAACGGCCCUGGCUACCAAACAUACGCAGUUCCUCUGGCAGACGGAAAGAGGAAGCGGGCUACUGCGGACAGCCAGUCAGAACCGGCUGAACCCAAUGCGACUCCCAGCACAGCGCAUCUAAAGAGGAGUCGCCCCAACGAAAAUGAGUACAACGCCAAGUACAUGGCUGAGAUGUGCUUCAGCGCGUACAAGGCGCGCUUACACACCGCCGGCUACUCGCAGUAUACUUCCGACGUUGCGAACGACUGGCGAGAGGAUCUUGUCGAGUUGUUCAGCCACGCGGCGUUGAAAGGAACCAUGAAGCAGAAUGCCGCGGCUCGUCAUGUCAUCCCUCGUCUGACAACUCUCAUCCCUCAAAAGAACCAAAAGAAGGGCGCGCUUGUGAAGGACUUUGCGAAGCACUACGAGACUGUGCGAAAUGACAUGAUAGUCAUCGACAGAGUCAUGGGAAAUGGCUUCAAGGUCAACGAACAAUCCAUCGUCGAAGUACGCGAGUGUCUCAACGGCCUACACUAUAUUCUCGCCAAAGGAGAGCAAUGGCGCAACGUCAUGCCUUACACACCGCUGCCAAUGUACCGGCUUCGAGCCCUCCGCGACCUGAUAAAGUACUCACGACCGCACCACCUCCUCGGCGAUCUGGUCACCAACAUUGAAGAAAUGGAAGGUUGGCUCAGCCCGCCACCUGCGAGCUUUAGCUUCCCAACUGGGCCGAUCGACGAGACGAUAGAGGCGUUGCAGAAAGCAACCGAGGACAAGAUUGCGAGGACCAGCAUUGGCCCCGACGCACAGCAGAUGGCAGAAUACCGAGCGCAAAAGGCGGAAGCCCUACGUCUGCAGAAAGAGGAACAGGCCCGUCAACAAGAGAAGGAACGACUUGGCGAAGUCCAGCGAGUUCAAGCAGAGCGAGAUCAGCUGAAGCAACAGAUCAAGUCGCUCGAGAUGACCGCCGCAAAGGAACGCGCUCAAGAGAGUGUGAAGAAGGUCGGGGAAGCUGCAGCAACAGCUCAACGCGAGAAAUCGUACCAAGAUCAGAUCGCGCAACAAACAACUGAGAUCAACAAGCUCAAAACCGACAUAGUCAACCUGUCUGCUAAGCCGGCAGCGCAAAAUAAGCCCGAAGCCACUACGACAUCGUCACUUCCAGUCACUGCAGGACAGACUGGCACUCCAAUGAACUCUUCUUUCAGUAGCAAUCAGACUGCCAACAGUAGCUUCUACCAGCCAAAGAGCUCUCUAGGCACUUCCUUCGGAAGCUCUAUAAAUGGUGGGUCGUAUGGGCAGCUCGGUUCAUUCGGCCAAGUUUCACAUCAUCCUACGCCGAAAGACGACGACGUUCAAAUGACGGACGCUCUACGGGUUGAUAGCUCGCAGCAACACCCUGGCUUUGGUCCGUUCGAUCCUUCCACGAUAAUUACACGCGGUGUGGGCCAGUCAAACCCCUUCAAUGCUCGCAUCACCAACGGCGCUCCCUCACAACCCUUCGGAAUGUCAGCCGGCGACAGCAACUUCAAGUCGGCUUGCCCAGCAUACAAGAAAGGGACCUACAUCAUAAACCACAUCCAAGCCAUCCAACAAAACUGGUUCAUCCACCCCUCGACCUCAGAAGAACCCAUUCUCCCAGCCUCACUCCUCGCCGGCGUGCCCAUCAACUGCCUUCCGGCCCCAAUUAUCCAAGCCAUCCACGAACUCUCCACCCUAACAAUCGGCCAACGAGACCGAGCGCACAACUUACUAAACACCUACUUCCAAGCGCGUAUCCGCGAAGGCUCAUACAGUGGCAAGUCCCAAAAGAUCUUCGCCAUCUUGGAAAUCAGCGAUGUGAAAAAAGCAUGUGAAAGUCUACGAAGGAUGAGCCGAGGACGCGAAAUGCAAGGGCCCGUUCCAAUCAAAGAAGAUGAAACGAGGAAGAGGAAGUACUCGAUUAGACAGGAGAUUGCAGACGAAGAAGACGAAGACGCACAAAGACUAGCGAAACGACUGAAAGAAGAACUAUGCGUAAUCUCCGAAGACGACAACACCACUACCAACAAUAACGAGGAGCCAAGCACGCCAAUCUGCAUCAACUUCGACGAUAUACCCACGCCACCAGAUUCACAAGCAACGAUAACAGCAACACUUCCUUCCACGACCACCACACCCCAGACGCAGCGCCGCUCUCGGCCCCCUCCCAUUGUCAUUGCCGAGAUACCCACGCCUACAGCUACAUCGCCUGGUAUUGUCCCACCGUUCUCUUCUUUCACGCCCUUGUUUAAUAGCCUGGCUCGGGAGUUUGGCGGAGAUCCGGAUACGCCGUGUCCGGUACGACAGAACACUUACGAACCCCCACAAUCAGAUCUCCUUAACAUUGCGGAUGACGGUUACGGUCACGACAAACUCACCAGCAACGAUAAUAAUGCAAACGGCACUCUCUUCGAGUCAUACAUGCGCGAUACAUAUCCAGCGCCGAGGAUAGAUCCUCGUGUCCAGGCAGGGCAGAGAGCAACGCAUGAGUUUAACGUGAGGAGGAUGGAGGUGAUUGAGGCGCAGAGAGUGUUUGAGGAGGCGAGGAGGAGGUUUGGAGAGGCGAAGCGGAGGAUGGAAAGCGUGAGAGGAGGGGCGGUGUGGCGGUGA